AUGGAACCGGUUAUAACUUCAUUCCUCGACACGGACAUGUACAAAUUGACGAUGCAUGCCGCUGUCUAUACACAUUUUAAGGAUGUCAAAGUCAAGUACAAGUAUACCAACCGAUCGCCUCAGAUGACGUUCAAUAAGGAAGCUGUGGAAUGGUUGAAGGGUCAAUUCCUAUUAUUGGCUAAUAUAAGACUUACUACUGAGGAACUGAAAUACAUCAAGGAGGCUAUUCCGUACCUGCCAGCGGAAUAUUUGGAAUUUAUAUCUAACGGUGGGUUCGAAGUAAAUCCAAAGGAUGAAAUUAAAUUUGAGGCCAGGGAAAUUGAGGGUGAACCUGGUCAUUACGAGUUGGAUAUCUCCAUUGAGGGAUUAUGGAUCAAGACUAUAUGGUACGAGAUCCCAGUGCUUGCGUUGGUGUCAGAAGCGUACUUCAAAUUCGUGGAUACGGAUUGGACUUACGAUGGUCAGGUCGAGAAAGCUUAUGCCAAGGCCAAAAAGCUUUUGGAUCACGAUAUCGUAUUCAGUGAGUUUGGUACUAGACGUCGUAGAUCUUUCAAGACUCAAGAUCUUGUCAUGCAAGGUAUCAUAAAUGCCGCUAAGGAUUGUGAUAAGUCUAAAUACGUAUUGGGUACCUCGAACGUGUUAUUCGCUAAGAAAUAUAACGUAAACCCUAUCGGUACAGUAGCGCAUGAGUGGAUGAUGGGUAUUGCAUCCAUUACAAAUGACUAUCUGAAUGCAAAUAAGAACGCAAUGGAUUACUGGAUUGAGACGUUUGGUAUGGAAAAUGCGGGUCUUGCACUAACAGAUACUUUUGGUACCGAUUCGUUCUUGAAAUCGUUCUACCCACCUUAUUCAGAUGCAUACAUUGGGGUGAGACAGGACUCUGGAGACCCAAUUUUGUACACUGAGAAAAUCGCUCAUCAUUACAAUGACGUAUUGAAGCUCCCAAAGUUCUCAAAGAUAAUCUGCUAUUCAGACUCUCUUAACCCAGAUCGAGCAAUAGAAUAUGCCCAAGUGGCUCAUAAACAUGGUCUAAAGGCAACUUUCGGUAUCGGUACGAAUUUCACCAACGAUUUCCAAAGAAAAUCUGAUGUCUCAGUGAAAAGUGAACCGCUGAAUAUUGUCAUAAAACUACUGGAGGUUAAUGGGAACCAUGCCAUCAAGAUUUCCGAUAAUUUAGGUAAAAAUAUGGGUGACCCAGAGACAGUUCGUAGAGUGAAGGAAGAAUUGGGCUAUGUUGAGAGAAAGUAUGCAGGUGAUAAUGAAGCUCAUAGAUGGGCUGCUUAA
Kluyveromyces lactis is the source of this 1284-nucleotide messenger RNA. It is a transcript of the gene NPT1, whose product is annotated as nicotinate phosphoribosyltransferase. The record is from RefSeq and is a predicted model, not a curated record. Gene Ontology annotation, biological process: NAD+ biosynthetic process. Gene Ontology annotation, molecular function: nicotinate phosphoribosyltransferase activity. The transcript has a single exon. NCBI's taxonomy places the organism in Eukaryota, Fungi, Ascomycota, Saccharomycetes, Saccharomycetales, Saccharomycetaceae. Bases 1 to 1284 code for a protein of 427 amino acids.